Molecule: messenger RNA, 976 nt
Organism: Cynoglossus semilaevis (tongue sole)
Lineage: Eukaryota; Metazoa; Chordata; Actinopteri; Pleuronectiformes; Cynoglossidae
Product: GDNF family receptor alpha-2-like
Exons: 3
Coding region: 234-941 (235 amino acids)
Biological process (GO): nervous system development
Cellular component (GO): external side of plasma membrane; signaling receptor complex
Molecular function (GO): signaling receptor activity
Source: RefSeq, a predicted model, not a curated record
UUUUGAAACAAGAAGACAUUUUUGUGAAAUUCCAAAUUCAUCAAAUCUAAUAUUUAAUGGGCUCUGGUCCACUUUGUACUAUAACAUUUGGGCCUCAAGGUUAAAAAGUUUAAGAACCUCUGGUCUAGAACAAUGAUACUGCUUCCCCUAAAGCUGCUGUAUUUUAAAGUGGGGAAGGUGUUCUAUGGUUUACAUGUGUCACCUUUACUUUGUAUGUAACCUCUAAGUAACUAAUGUGCCUUGUAUGUGUAUCCCUUUCAGGGAUGCUCACAGUUGCACCCAAAGGUUUUCAGUGUCCUGCUGAGAAAAACUGCAACCCUUGUCUGGAUGCAGCCAAAGCUUGCAACCUCAACAACAGCUGCAAAAAGCAACGUUCCAGCUACAUUGCCACCUGCAGCAAGGGAGAUUCCAGCAAGGGUGAAACCUGCAGCAAGAAGCGGUGCCACAGAGCCUUGAGAAUGUUCCUGGACCGCAUGCACCCCGAGUUCAGCCACCGUCUGCUCUUCUGCCCUUGCCAGACUGAGGGCUGUGCUGAACGUCGCAGGCAGACAAUCGUUCCCGACUGCUCCUACAUAGAAAAGGAAAAACCCAACUGUCUGGAGCUAUGGAAAGUCUGUCGCCAGGACUCACUCUGCAGGUCAAGGUUGGCUGAUUAUUUGGCCAACUGCUGGAUGCCUCCACAUACAGCGAGCACCUGUCCAAACCAGGACAAUCACCAAGCCUGCCUGAGCUCCUUCACAAGACUCAUAGGUACAGAGAUAACUCCCAAUUAUGUGGACAACAGCUUUUCCAACUGGGUCAUAUCCCCCUGGUGCACCUGUAAGGGGAGUGGGAACCAAGAGGAGGAGUGUAUGAACUUCCUGCACUACUUCACCAACAACACUUGCCUAAGUGAGUCGUCUCACACACAUUCUGCAUGCAUCUCAAAUGUGUUUUCAUAAAAGAUGUGGGUCCAGCGGUACCACCUCCAGUCUGA